GCUCCUUCAACAACAACAGUUAGUCAGACACCUCCGUAGCUUUCUAGCAAACACAGCUACAACAUUCACGCACUUUGCAAUGUUUUUGUGUAUAUUAGUUGCUGUGUAUUAAACACACUUCUGUCGUAUGUACUUGUUGGCCCAUUUAAUUAUAUAUUUACGUUGUUUGUCAGCUAGCUGGUUUGUUAAGUUAGCUUAGAACUAGGCUAGUCGCUAAUGCUAGCUAGCGAACAUCCCCGACCAUGAGUUCACUAAGCUACUCUCCUCCUGAUAAAGAAGAGGCGGUCUGCUGGGCGGAGAAAGAAGCUUUCGUCAAAGAGGAGGAGGAAGAGAAGGAUGUUACAAUACAAAUACAAGUAGAGGGCGAGGCUGUUACUGUGAAAGAAGAAGAGAAAGACGUUACAGUGAAAGAAGAGGAAGACUCGUUCAGAGUGAAAGAGGAGGAAGAUGUUACAGUAAAAGAAGAGGAAGAGAAAGAGGAGGAUGCCGUUUUUGGAGUGAAAGAGGAGGAGGGGGAGAUGACUGUUACAUUGAAAGAGGAGAAGGAAGAAGAGGAGGUUGGAGAUCUGUUUAACACCAGAGAGAGACAGGACUAUCGUGGGUCCUCUGGGGAGCCUCAACAACCUCAUGAUGCUGACGAGGCAGAGAAAAGUCUCUCCACAUCAGAACACCUCAAGAAACACCCGGAGAGAUCCACAGGGAAGAAAUCUAGUUGCUGCUCUGACUGUGGGAAAUGUUGCAAAUCUUCAUCAGGACUUAAAAUACACCAGCGAGUACACACAGGAGAGAAAUCUAACCACUGUUUUUACUGUGGGAAGAGUUACUCAUGUUCAGAUUCAUUAAAAGUACACCAGAGAAUUCACACAGGAGAGAAACCUUAUAGCUGUGAUCAAUGUGGGAAGAGUUUUACUCAGUCAGGCUGUCUGAUAGUGCACCAGAGAACACACACAGGAGAGAAAUCUAACCACUGUUUUGACUGUGGGAAAAGUUUCUCAAGAUCAGAUUCACUAAAAGUACACCAAAGAAUUCACACAGGAGAGAAACCUUUCUGCUGCUCUUACUGUGGCAAACAUUACUCAAGAUUAAAUUCACUACAAGGACACCUGAGAAUUCAUACGGGAGAGAAAUCUUAUAGCUGUGAUCAAUGUGAGAAGAGUUUUACUCAGUCAGGCAACCUGCUAGUGCACCAGAGAACACACACAGGAGAUAAACCUUAUGGCUGUGAUCAAUGUGGGAAGAGUUUUACUCAGUCAGGCAGCCUGAAAUCACACCAGAGAAUACACACUGGAGAGAAACCUUAUGGCUGUGAUCAAUGUGGGAAGCGUUUUACUCAGUCAGGCAGCCUGAUAGUGCACCAGAGAGCACACACCGGAGAGAAACCUUAUGGCUGUGAUCAAUGUGGGAAGAGGUUUGUUGCAUCUAACUAUCUGACGACACAUCAGAGAACACACACAGAGAAAGCUUAUUGCUGUAAUCAAUGUGGGAAGACUUUUACUCAGCCAAACAUUCUGAUAGUACAUCUGAGAACACACACAGGAGAGAAACCUCAUAGCUGUGAUCAAUGUGGGAAGAAAUACUCUGAUAAAAGAUCUCUGAUCAAACAUCAGAAAAUACAUACAUGAAGGAGUUGUUUCAUGAUAUCAAUGAAAUAAUGUCACAAUGUAGAAUGUUUUAACAUUGUAGUAGUAGUAUUUUAAUGUCACAAUGUAGAAUGUUUUAACAUUGUUGUAGGAGUAUUUUAAUGAUGUCACAAUGUAGAAUGUUUUAACAUUGUAGUAGGAGUAUUUUAAUGAUGUCAUAAUGUAGAAUGUUUUAACAUUGUAGUAUAAGUAUUUUAAUGAUGUCACAAUGUAGAAGCCUAAACAUUUGCCCCCUGUUCUAUUGAUUUCAACAUGAUAUGGAUAUUAGCCUCAGGGGGAAAAUCCAGGCUCUGAAUUGAAUGAGUACUAUUUAUGUGAUUUAACAAAAAGUGACUAACAAAAAGAGUUGGGUUAUACUUUGGUGACACACUUGAAUCAAAAUGCAGCACUUAAAUGUAGCGAGCUGUUUUCUACAAAUUAUCCUCUAACCAGUGAUGUACACAUUAUUCACAGAUUCUGUGUGGUUUUUGAGCUGUUAAUUUUAACAGGAUGUCCCCCCUCUCUCGCGCAAUAUGAGUGAUGACAAAUAAGUGUUGCGUUUCUCUUAGUGUUGGGGACCCAUAAACUCAAAAUGUAGCUGCCUGUCUUCUCCAGGUUGUCCUCUAAUCAGUGAGGUAAAAUAUAUCUCCCAUUUCCAGGUGUUUUUUUGUUGUUGUGUUAGUUUCAACAGCACGUACAUCCUAUUUCCCCCCUAAUCAAUAUCAGCGAUUUAAUUUCAAUGUACUUGCAGCCUAUACACAUGGACACAGUAUAAUAAAUGUGUCUAUAAUCAUUUUUAUUAACAAUCUGACAUCACUCCAGUAUUUCUUUACAACAUUCAAGUGCUAAUUGUCUUUAUUCCACUACUGAAGAAGCAUGUCUCAAAUCACCUCAUAUUUCAAACAUUCAGCCCGACAAAAGAUACAUGUUUUAUUAUUCCAUGCCUCACCAUUAAGUUAAGCUUUUCGUGACAUUAAAAAAAAUAUGUAAAUAAUGAUGUACAAUAAAAAUAACAUACAUUAAAAAUGAAUCAUAGGUAAAC
This is a messenger RNA of Salvelinus fontinalis (brook trout), 2661 nucleotides long. Its product is annotated as zinc finger protein OZF-like. Gene Ontology annotation, molecular function: RNA polymerase II cis-regulatory region sequence-specific DNA binding; DNA-binding transcription factor activity, RNA polymerase II-specific. Gene Ontology annotation, biological process: regulation of transcription by RNA polymerase II. NCBI's taxonomy places the organism in Eukaryota, Metazoa, Chordata, Actinopteri, Salmoniformes, Salmonidae. The transcript has 2 exons. The record is from RefSeq and is a predicted model, not a curated record. The coding region runs from base 243 to 1622 and encodes 459 amino acids.